Molecule: messenger RNA, 7481 nt
Organism: Fundulus heteroclitus (mummichog)
Lineage: Eukaryota; Metazoa; Chordata; Actinopteri; Cyprinodontiformes; Fundulidae
Gene: gpc6a
Product: glypican 6a
Exons: 11
Coding region: 424-2172 (582 amino acids)
Biological process (GO): regulation of protein localization to membrane; cell migration; regulation of signal transduction
Cellular component (GO): synapse; extracellular region; cell surface
Source: RefSeq, a predicted model, not a curated record
UAAGCAGAGGGUUGUUGUGAGUCACUGGGCUUGGUAAGAUCAAAAGAGACAACUUGUGUGUCUGUUCAACGUGUCCUCUCACAGCGCCCCACAGCAACCCCGACAUGUGUUUCACCUCUAAGGCGCAGGACUGUGCGUGACCAAGGGUGCAUAAAGCGAAAGGACAUGCGCUCGCCCCUGGAUGCGGGCUGCUAAAGUCGAGCCACUCCACUCCGCGUUUUGCCCUGCCCUUGUGCGCUCUGCUCGCUGUGCAGCGCGCGUCUCCGAUGCAUUUUGCCUCCCUCUCGCUGUCAUAAAGACAGGACAGCUGUGCGAGAGAGAAGUUGUUGCCACGCCGAGCACCAGCAGGUUGCCGCGUCUUCACCAGGAUCCUUUCGCCCUCACGGAGUAUAUAGUCUGGACUUCUUUCUUUUCCAAGGGAAGAUGAGGCGGACGCAUCAGUAUCUAAAGAUUUCACUGAUGUGUGCGAUGUGGAGACUGCAGGUCACCUUAUGUACUCUGUCGGUGCUGUCCCUGUCAUCUGCUGGAGAAAGCAAAGCGCGGAGCUGUAGCGAGGUUAGACAAGCUUAUAGCGCGAAAGGAUUCAGCCUCUUCCAUGUACCUCAUCAGGAAGUAUCAGGUGAGCACCUUCGUGUCUGUCCUAAGGGUUACACCUGCUGCACAUCUGAGAUGGAGGACAAACUCAGCCAGCAAAGCAAGCAGGAGUUUGAGAUUAUGGUCGAAGAAAGCAGCCACAACAUGAGAACAACAUUCAUCUCCAGGCAUAAAAAGUUUGACGAGUUUUUCUUGGAGCUGCUGGACAACUCUGAAAAAUCUCUCAACAGUAUGUUCACAAAGACAUACGGGAAGCUGUAUAUGCAGAACUCUGAGGUGUUCCAGGACCUAUUCACUGAACUAAAGCGCUAUUACACGGGGGGCAACGUCAACCUGGAGGAGAUGUUGAAUGACUUCUGGUCCAGGCUGCUGGAGCGCAUGUUCCAGUUGCUUAACUCCCAGUAUCACUUCACAGACGACUACCUGGAGUGUGUCACCAAAUACACAGAUCAGCUAAAGCCCUUUGGAGAUGUUCCCAGGAAACUAAAGGCUCAGGUCACCAGAGCAUUCAUUGCUGCACGGACAUUUGUCCAAGGGCUAAUGGUGGGUCGCGAAGUUGCCAACAGGGUCGCCAAGGUGAACGUAGUGCCAGCUUGCGUCAAAGCCUUGACCCAGAUGCUGUACUGUCCGUACUGUCGUGGCAUGCCUGAGCUGAAGCCCUGUCACAAUUACUGUUACAAUGUUAUGAGGGGCUGUCUCGCAAACCAGGAGGAUCUGGAUGCAGAGUGGAACCUGUUCAUUGAUGCCAUGUUGCUGGUAGCAGACAGACUGGUCGGUCCUUCCGAUAUUGAAGCGGUUAUAGUUCCUAUUGAUAUUAAGAUCUCUGAGGCUAUCAUGACGAUGCAAGACAACAGCAUGCAAGUGUCAGCAAAGGUUUUUCAAGGAUGUGGUCAACCAAAGGUUUCAGCAAUAGGCAGGUCUGCACGGGGCAUCUCUGAUGUAUUCAAUAGUCGCUUCAGACCCUUUACCCCCGAACAGAGACCUACCACAGCAGCUGGUACAAGCCUGGAUAGACUGAGGGCUGUCUGGAAGACAAUGCAACACAGUGUGAUUGACAUCAAAGAGAAGUUAAAGGAAUCCAAGAGGUUCUGGUCCAAAUUACCAGAUGACAUCUGUGCCGAAGGCAAACUGACAGAGUCUGACGAGGAACAGUGCUGGAACAGCCACACAAAGGGCAGAUAUUUCCCUGAAGUGGUAAAGGGAGGUCUUACCAACCAGGUGGACAAUCCAGAAGUGGUUUUGGACAUCACCCGACCGGACACACUGAUUCGGCAGCAGAUCAUGACUCUACGAGUCAUGACCAACAAGCUAAAGAAUGCCUACAAUGGAAAUGACAUCUCCUUUCAGGACUCCAGUGACGAGGGCAGUAGCUCUGGAAGUGGCAGCGGCUGCUCUGACGGCUGCACGACAGAGUUUGUUUUCGUAGCAACAGAAGCUCCAGUGAUCGGAGCAGACAGAAGCGACGAACGGGCUGCAGCUGCUGCUGGGGGCAAGUCUCUCUCCUGUGGACCCUCCAUCGUGCUGGUGAUGGCUGCCCUCACACUCCCACUAUGGGCAGCACAGACUCAAUGGAGAUAAUACAGUGUGGCCUGAUCAUUGACUCUUAUGCUGUUAAUUAACAGUAUGUUUCGCAGCAAGUUAUACUGCUGUUCCCUCACUGGACAUGUAGAACCUCCCGGAAACAUGUCGAGAAUGGCUGACUGUAUGGUGUGGUAGGGUUGGAAGUGAGUGCAGUGCAGAAUCCUGCUUGUCCCCCAAAGAAUGCUCGGUGCCAUCAGUGAACCAGCUUUUAUCGUCUCUGAAAAAAUGAAAAUGUGGUGUUUUCUCAUCAUUCUAAAGUGAGCUUCGAAAAUCAUGCUUCUCCUUUAGGAAACAAAACUAUCUUAUGGUGGUUCUAUCAGUGAAUUUUCAGAUAAAAGGAAAACCUUUAUUUCUUUUCCUUUGUGUGAUGAAGUGAAAAGAAGAAAACACAGUUUUUAUCCUAUUAGUUCUCUUUCCCUCAGACAAAGUCCGAAAGAUGUUACAUGUGCAUGCAUGGGUGUGAUGUAAACAGACUAAACAUUGUUUCGUUCGGCUUUUCAUAAUUUAUUCCGAUUUGAUUUGAUUGGAUGUUUCCAUGCUCCAUAGUUUUAGAUUUGGUUGCACAGGUCCAUACAGCCCGAACAGUUCACUCGGUUUCCUCUUUGGUCGUAUCAUUGUGGCUUAAGGAAGCAGCAGGUCUUAUGGCCACUUUGUUGUUGCACAUUGAUUAUCUCAACAAAAGUGCUAAAUUCCUGCACUAAGGGUACUACUUUGCACAGAUUAUUUUUGUCAGCUUGCUUAUAAAGCUGCAAGAGGCACUCAUCAUAUAGAGAAAAAAAAAAGAUUUAUAUUUUCAGAUCACUUAAACUGAUUGUAUUGUUCUUUAAGUGGUUACAGUAUGUAGUUAACAGGAUUGUACUCUAACGUAAUCUUACUGGCUUAGGUCAAAGCUACGUCUUUAUACAGAUUCCAUAUGUAUUUUGUUUUAUUUUUAUGUUACAACUAUAUUUCAGCAACGAUAUCAAGCCAUUAUACUACAAAUGCCUGCUAAGAUUGUUAAGCUACCUGAUUUACUCUCUUUUGUUUGAGUCAAUAACAUGCACUUACUCAUUUCAUUUAACCCUCAGAAUAAUGGAAACAGGGGUAAAGAUAGAUAUAUGGCAACGAGACGUUAAUUAGAUUUAUUUCCAUGGAUUCGACCUGAAAUUAGCCUGUUUUUGUUUGACCAGCAAGAGCAAACCAAGCAUCUGUACAACCUUGCCGUUUUUUUUCAAGUGGUCAUGUACUUUAACAUGGCAUGCAUGUCACCUCUAAAAGUACGGGGCUGUCAAGGUUAGAGGGCUCUGAGAACUCAAAGAAUUGGGGUUACUAUUCAUACCCUUCAGUCUGUCUCCUGCAGGCUCCGACCUUUAACAGGCUGUAGAGGCUUAGUGUGCAAAGCAAAUAACCUGUGCUCCAGAAAUGCAGCACAUGAGACCCCCGGUCAUACAGAAAAGGUUAGCCUUAGAAAGUUUUGCCGGUCUGCCGCUGAAAUUAACAAUGGACGAACUGUUCAAAAAAUAUUGCACAAAAGAUGAAAAACGCCAUGUUUUUUUUUUCAACUCUCACGCGUGCUUCUGCAGGAUCCAAAACCAGCCAGGUCAUGAACACUUAAACUGUUUCCACAUUACAAAUGUCCCUUAUCACAGCUGGGACCUCUAAAAUGCAUCACUGUAAUGAAUUAACAGCUGCUCUGAGUAUCUCACAGAGGGCAUGUUUAUCCCGUAGCAUAAGAAGACGAGAAUGGGACAAACAAGUUUUCCCCUCAACCCAAGGCAGCACAGGGUGAGAAUAAAAAAAAAAAAAGUCACCAAGCAUAAAGUUUACGCCAGCAUCACAGCUGAUUUCACAUAGAGCACCAGAAGGGAAAUCUGUCCUCAGUGUGCUCAUGUGACGCACAGCCGAGAGCCACAGGAAGCUCCCACUACACAACAGCUGACCUCCAUAACCUUUCUCCUUGCAGAAAUCUAUUUAGGAGAAGGUGACUGAACAGCACCCUCCCACCCAAACCAGCAUUGCAUGAUUAAAGCACCGACGUGUAAACCUUAAUUGUAGGAUGCAACAGGUCAGGGCCUGAGGAAAGACGAUACAGUGAUUAAAAUACAGUUUUCCCCAAUGUCAAACUGUCCAAAAGUGAGUCAGCGCAAGGAAAGUUACAAAUCCUACUCCUGUUCUACUGUUACGGAAUAUUUUAUUUGGAGGGGAAAAAUUAUCAAAAAAAGCAAAAAUUGCCAUAAUACCAUACCAUAAAAAAAUGUAAUUGUUUAGUUAAUAAUAAUUUGGGAAGUUAUGUAAAGAUUGCAACGCUAUGAAAUAUGAAGAAUUAAAAGGGACAGGGUUUUUACACAUAUACAGUACUCCACACCCUGCUCUCUAUUGUAAACAGUGUGAGGCCUAUUUCCUUUGUUUGUAUACAUGUACCUUCCUGCAUUUUCAGGCGUGUAACACAUUCCAAAAAGUUGGGGCAAUUUAGUUAGUUUUUUUUUGUUUUUUUAUUUAGCUUUGUUUUGUAUUGAUUAUUAUUAUAUUAUCUUAGUUCUGUAAAUAGGCUGGAUUUCUUUCCCCAUUGUUAAACCUUAAUAUUACAUCUUAUUUUUAACAAGGGUAUGCCAUAUUAUCAAUAAUUUGGCAAUAUUUGCUUGGGUAUUUACUUUUCAUUAUUGCCGUUUCUUUAGAACUAACUUUAGAUUUGACUAGCUUGUUCUUUUUUCUUCUUUUUUAUUACUACUAAUUGUGUGUAACUAUGUCUGUUUGCCACUGUCACACCUGAAUUUCCCCAUUGUGGGACAGUGAAGGAAUUUAUUUUCUUAUCUUUCUUCAGAGAAAGGAUGCACCCAGCUUUGGGGCUGUAAUGUAGGCAAAGGAAAGUCAAUCUACAUGUUUAAAUGUGAAAAAAAAGUUUCACAGUUUUGCAAAAUGAAAACAAGGCUAGAAAGAGUAUGAGAAGCAAAGGUAACGCCAUUUGCAGAAUAUGGGUAGCUGCACUUCCAAUAUCUCAGGUUUCCAUGGCUAAGACAAGUAGAAAACCGCUUUGCUUUAAGUGCUAAGUCACAUUCUGCAGACACGACUAAAAAGCCAUGGCUGCAGGACAAGAGCCUGUGGUGUGGGUGCUGCAGUCCAGACUUGUACCGGACAGGGAAUGUGAGGAGAAUGUAUUGAUUGAAGCGGCAAGAUAACACCGGAUAUGCUUUUUAAGGAAUAGGAUAAAAUCCUCACCUGUCAGAAUGUGUUACGAAGCCUAAAAUGCAGGAUGGAUUUCAUUGUAUUAACAAAUAAUAAAACAGCCUUCCAUACCAUUCCACAAUCCUAACAUUUUACUAAGAGAAAUACAUGCAGAAGCAUGUGACUCAAACAUUAAUUCCCAUAAAUACAAGCACCGUAUUUAAUGAAUUUAAAGAUUUUUGACCUGGAUCAAAGUCCCAAAUAAAGUGGGCAAAAGCCAAAAUGAAUUCACACAGUGGUUUGUGGAGAUCUUUUGGUUUGAAAGACACCAAUUAGUGAGAUCUGGUUAUGUACUGCAGAAACUAUCACACUUUGGGCAGCACACAGCUUGUAAAUCACAAGGUAUCUCCACCUUGUGGGUUUGUGUUUUCUCAUCUAUUUUUGUUUCCAAAGAACUCUGUGAGUUAUAAAAUUUGCAAAAGGCUGUGUUGAAGAGAACAUGAAACUAGGAACUAAGACUGAUUACUGAGAAAACCAACGAUUUAAGAGGUGACAUCCUUUCAUUUAUUUUUAAUACGCUCACUCCAGCAAGUCAUUACAUGGGGUGCGGGUUUGAUAAAUGUUGGUAGUUUCACUUUGUAAAUCUGCAGGCCGCCUCGCUCUCUUUUUAAAGUCUGAUAAAUAUUCUGCUUCCAUUUUAAAUCCUGCUUUAUUUUUCUACUAAUGAGUGUUGUUGGGGCAACAGAGUUUUACAUUAUUUCUAUUUGCAUGUUCUAAUAUUGACAUAUGGAAGUGUUGCAAAAAAAAAAAUCUAUUUUUUGCAUAUUUCCUAUAGACUUCCUUAAAAUUUCACUACUUUUGGAUAGCCAGUGACUAUUUGGGUUGUUUGUGCAUCAGACACAGAUUAGUGGUAGUUUGAAGCUUUUAAUGAUGCAGAGGAGUGGUAGUCUUAAACACUUUCCAACCCAUAUAUUAAUGUCUUAAUUUAAAAGCUCUCGUGCGACUAAAAAGAGGACAUGCAUGGGGGACAAGACGCAUCCACAUCUGCUCCGCCAAUGUUACUGGAGCAUGAGGUAGAGGAGGCCACCUUCAGCUCCUUGCUCUUGUUACUCCUGUACAAUAUCUGCUGGGUCAGCGAAUCCAGUCUGAUUGACUGAACAUUUCAUGGAAAUUUCAGCGAAGAGUACAGCGGGUGACCGAGCGAGCCCCUUUCAAUGUCAGAGCCUGGAAGCUUUACACGUAAACACAGCUGACCCACCUCUGAAAAUUUAAAAUAGCUUCUGUGCAGAAGUUGGUGGCUAUAAUUGCACUCCACUUUGAUGAGGAAUGAGGUCCCAACACCCAGCUGUGUUUUUGGCAUUGGUAAAAGCAAACUAUCUGAACGUCUUUAUAAGGAAAACACAGCUGACGGUAUUUCAUUUUAUCAGAGUGAUGAGAAACAUUCAUUGGAAAGUCUUAAUAGCUGAAAGUUGAGUCCGCUGUGGUGUUAAGUAUUCUCAUUAACCUGACUGUAAAGGGAACAUCUUUGUUUGUUGUGAAACAGCCGAUUUAACCGUUUGACUUAGCUAAUGGGCAGGCUUGUUAUUUUUAUUAUAUAAACAAAAAAAUCUCUAAUUUACCAUGAUUUUUUUAUUAUUUAGCAGUGUUCCUAAAGGGGAGAUUCAAGCAGGCAGAAACUGCACUGGGUUCAGAUGAAUCCAUUACUUUGAUGACUUUAUGCUUGGCAAAUGAAUCACACAUUAAUUUGUGCAAUUUACAGCAUAACACGAUCUGUGAAAAGUGAAAGACAAAUUCAGUUUUAAAGUAUUAAGAAAAGAUAGCUGAGGCAGGUCAGGCCCUGAAGUGCCACAGGACAAUCAGUGAAGUCUUCAUAAGGCAAAGUCAGCAGAUUGGCAUCAGAUAGUAGCGUUUCUGGUUUGAGGCUCAUCGGUGAGCCUUAACCAGUGUGUUUUCUCACAGCAUAGAAACACAGUAAGCAUCUGCAGCCACACAAAGGUUGAAGGCACCUAUUAGAGCCUCUGCUAGAGCUGUGAUUGCAUCAGAGCUGUGGAUGAGGGAGGAUAAUGCAGGGCUUCGCUGGUGUUGCUGAAAACACAGCAGUGAAAGUGAACUGAUAACAGAAUUUCUCAGAGCUUGGUCCUGUUUUUUUGCUUUUUUUUUUUUUU